AUGGACGACAGUGAUGAAGAACAACAACUUCAGAAUGAACGUCGAUCUGGAAGUUCCUCUAGGCCAAAGAGAAGAACAACGGUAGAUCGAGGUCGUGAAGAAGGGCACAAUCGAUUAUUCAAUGACUACUUCUCGGAAAACCCAGUAUACACAGAUGUUCAAUUCCGAAGAAGGUUCAGAAUGCAUAGGCAUGUAUUUCUUCGGAUUGUAGAUGCCCUUGGAAAUCAUGAUGAAUAUUUCCAAAUGAGGGUCGAUGCAACUGGUAAAAUGGGUCUUUCACCAUUGCAGAAAUGUACAUCUGCUAUUCGUAUGCUGGCGUAUGGGUCUUCUGCUGACCUUGUAGACGAAUAUGUUCGAAUCGGUGAAAGCACUUCAAUUGAGUGCUUAGAAAGAUUUGUUAAGGGUGUCAAUGUUGUAUUUGGCGCUGAGUCCCACAAAAAACUCAAAAAUGGGUUUACGGUUGGAGAUGCGACUUAA
Molecule: messenger RNA, 477 nt
Organism: Lathyrus oleraceus (garden pea)
Lineage: Eukaryota; Viridiplantae; Streptophyta; Magnoliopsida; Fabales; Fabaceae
Exons: 2
Coding region: 1-477 (158 amino acids)
Source: RefSeq, a predicted model, not a curated record